This is a messenger RNA of Synchiropus splendidus (mandarinfish), 3542 nucleotides long. It is a transcript of the gene znf280d, whose product is annotated as zinc finger protein 280D. Lineage: Eukaryota; Metazoa; Chordata; Actinopteri; Syngnathiformes; Callionymidae. Gene Ontology annotation, biological process: regulation of DNA-templated transcription. The transcript is spliced from 18 exons. Bases 156 to 2549 code for a protein of 797 amino acids. Gene Ontology annotation, molecular function: DNA-binding transcription factor activity, RNA polymerase II-specific; RNA polymerase II cis-regulatory region sequence-specific DNA binding. The record is from RefSeq and is a predicted model, not a curated record.
AGGAAGUAGCGUUGCCCGUGUGGUCCAGACGGACGCCUCCGCCCGGUGUAGGCUCGCUCUUCUGUGUACAAACAUAUAUUCAUCGGGUCAAAGAUCGUCCGUUACCAGCUGUCUAGACAUUAAGGAAACGUGACUUGGUGUCAGACAGCAGCAAAAUGUCAGAACUUUUUAUGGAAUGUGAAGAAGAGGAGCUGGAGCCGUGGCAGAAACCAGCUCCAGUGGUUCACGUGAUAGAUGAUGACGAUGAUGAGCCCAUUUUUGUUGGAGUGCUUACAAAUAACAACAAACCCAAUCCUCAACCCUCUCAAACAAACACUACAAGAAAAACAGAAAUCAAAAGGACUCCUCCUGGUACUGGCGCCUCACCUGUAUUGCCUUUAAGAAUUACAGGGAAUACUGUGAAAACUGCUGCGCCAAAGCCCAUAAGUUUAGCUCCUAGGCCAAUAAUUGUCAAUAACAAGGGUUAUAUUGUCCCAUCCCCACUUAUAUCUGACAGUGAGUUUAUUGCCUCAAUUGGGAAACAACUACCUACCGGGGGUUCUUUGACGAUUGUCCCAGCUGGACAGCAGCACAAUGUUCAACAGGGGACACAAGGCACUCCUGGUGCCAUCCAUCGGCCUCAGGUGCAUCAAAUCAGCAACAACAUUGUGAAGUUAUCCAACGUCCAGAGCCCUGUGGGGUCUACAACCAAAACUUUCAUGCUGCAAGACAACAACGCCUCUUCCCUUCAGACCAUUCCUGCGCCUCUUGCAUCGAAUAAUAGAGAUCAGAGUGCUGAGAAACGAGGACUGCUACAAGAGCAUGAGAACAGUGAAGCAAAGAAGGCAAAGUUGGAUUCUGAACAAGCCAAAGUUACUGACCUUGUUGAAAAUGCAAUUCUGAUGAAAAAGUGUCCCAAAUGUAACGAAGAGUUCCUUCUGAGUGAGACACUUAAAAGUCACAUGAUGACCUGCUGUGUGAGUGCUGAGUCCUUGAACUCUGGCACUAGCAAACUAGUCAUGCUGGUGUCGGAGUUCUACUAUGGAACUUUUGAAGGGAACAUGGAGGGCAGGAAAACCGAGCCCAACUGCACUUUUAAGUGCACAUGCUGCUACAAAGUUCUCAAGAACAAUAUCAGGUUCAUGAACCACAUGAAACACCACUUGGAGCUGGAGAAGCAGAACAGUGAGAGUUGGGACAGUCACACCACUUGCCAGCAUUGUUACCGACAAUACAUGACCCCAUUCCAGCUACAGUGCCACAUAGAGAGCGCACACAGCCCCAUCGAGUCUUCAACCAACUGCAAAAUCUGCGAGCUGGCCUUUGAAUCGGAGCAAGUCCUGCUGGAGCACAUGAAGAACAUCCACAAACCUGGAGAGAUGCCUUAUAUCUGCCAGGUUUGCAGUUUUCGAUCGUCCUUCUUUUCCGUGAUGGAGCAACACUUCCGAACUGUCCAUGACAGCACCAAAGAUCUGCUGUGCCCCUUCUGCCUCAGAGUUCUCAGAAGCAGUCACAGAUACAUGCAACACUACAUGAAGCAUCAGAAAAAAGGGAUACACCGCUGUGGCAAGUGCCGGCUGAACUUUCUCUCUUGCAAGGAGAAAUUGGAUCACAGAACUCAUGGACACAAGACCUUCAGAAAACCCAAAGCUCUGGAGGGUCUCGCUCCAGGAACAAAGGUGACCAUCCGAGCUUCCCUCACCGGAAAGUCUCCGAACAUGCCGAACCGCCCUGCUCGAACUGGAAUUGUCCUCAAAUCAGAUGUUCUGUUCGCUGGUCAAGAGGCAGCUCAAGUCAUGGCGCCCAAGUCCAGCAUGUCCGCUGUAGGAAAAGUCAAGUCUGUGCAGAACAAGAAACAAGCUGGCAUUUCCAACAAGUUCAACGUCGCACUCACACAUCUGAGCGGCACUGACGGAUGCUUCACCUGCGUCGAAUGCAACUCCAAAGUGGAAGAUUUCUUCUCGCACUUCCCAAUGAACUCGAGUUGCGGUGCGUGCAAAUACCGCACAAGUUGCAAAGUUUCCUAUGGAAACCACAUGAUUCGAUUUCACAGCACCAUCAGCAAAAACAGAAUUUCCAAAAUGAACCCAAAGAAACCAUCUGCAGUCAAGUUAACCCUGGUUUGUACCAACUGUGACCUCAUAUUGGACGCAUCAGGAGGAGACUUGAUGACUAAACAUUUAGUGGACAGACCAAGUCAUGAGUGCAGGGCCAUUCUGGACAAAGAUGUCAGAGAGAAAAAUCGAGACAGCUUCAACGGACAAGAUCCUGGUGUCUCCUCACACAGUGAACCAGACAACAACAACGAUCUGACACCAAAGGAAAUUGACCCCGAACGAUCAGAGAGCGUUCCACUCGACACCAAUGACAAUUCUGCUCCAUUGCCAAAACAAGGUCAGGAGCACGAUGUGACGGAGGCUCCUGCCACUGAGGAGAAGGAAUCUCCUCACUCUCUUGAUGAGGCCCCAGGUGACAAAGAGAAGCCAUCAGACGGCUCAGAGGUCAAAGAGGAGUCCUGCAUUUCAGAUGCCGGGCAACAGGUGCAGGAACAGCAGCCGUCUGACAUUUAGGAAGAUGGCGUUCUGCUCUCCGUUCUCAGUGCAGCUGAUCCUGGACUUAAUUCACAAACCGACUUGCCUGUCAGUAGUCAACUGUAGAUUAAAAAGACUUGUUGCACAGAAUGUGAGAUUAUGCCAUUGAAAUAAUAAUAAUAAUAAUCCCUUUUGUAGCCUUUUCAGUGUAAUCUGGAUCCACCUCCUGACUGUGUCACGUGAAAGGUUCUCAGACUUCACUUAAGUCGUCUGUUGCUCAAAUAUGGUCUUGUAUCAUUUUGGAGAUGAUGGUGUACAUUGAUGUUGGAUGGGUUGGGGUUUUAAAACAUAACAGAACCUGUGGCAUUUGCACUGCCCAGACCGAACAACUUCACAACUGUAUGACAGACCAGUAGUAGUACAGUUCAUAGUCGAGCCGAAACGGAGAAUGUUGUCAUGUGUCACUCUUUUAUUUUGUGUCGGAUAUGACAAAGCGAAUAUGACUCACUACCAGUCCUAGAACUGUCAGUCUACUGUAGAGCUAAUAAAAUAGCUGAGGUCAUAGUUUUUAUGCAAGACUAAUGCGGUUUUAAUGUACACCUUUGACUCACCUGCUAUUUUUAGGCGGAGGAAUCAGCAAGAACUAAAACGUGAAAAUGGGAUUUUGGUUCUUUGUAUCUUAAAAAUGUUACGCUGAAAUUUGGUGUGGAGGUCAACAAAUUCCAAAGAGAAACCCUUUUUUGUCUUCUGAACUGCAGUCCUUAACCAUGCAAAAAAUAUAUUUGUAAGAUUGUCCUUAGAAGUGCUUCUAAAAGGUCUUCUGCGAGUGAUGUGUGAUGCAGGGUUUGAAAAUUUUGGGGUUUUUUUUCUGUGAAAUGGUUGCUUUCUUCAUGUACAAAGAGCAGGCUUCCCUUGAAUCAUACACCACGGCAAAGUCAGUAAAACAUGUAUGACUCGGAGUGUGUAGAACUCCAAUUUAUUUAAUAUAGUUCAUAGAAAACACCGACUUCAACUCUCGUGUUGGAUUUUAAA